AUGGCCACGAUUGGACCUUCUAUCCGUGUGCUGUCCUUUUUGGACGCCUCUGCGCCUCAUGUCUUCACUGCCCCAGGCAAGAAAAUCCACGAGUCCCAGGAUGUAGCGACCUUCCUUACCUCAAAGGCCUACGCUGAUAUCAUGACUUGGCUGUUACAACUCAACCGAUCGAUGUUUCCCUUAAAAUCAGACGAUGGCACUACACAACCUUGGGUUAUCAACAGCGAUGCGAUUCAAUUCUCCGCUCCUAUCCGACAAUUGCAAUUACUUCUCUCCAGCCUCGAAGAUAUCAUCCAGGAAGUCCCACCUGAUACUGGUCCACGGAGGUUUGGAAAUAUUAGCUUUCGAAGAUGGUGUGAGGUGGUUGAGAGUCGCGCGACAGCCCUGUUACAAGAAUGUUUGCCGGCGGAGCUCCUACAGAGAGUGUCACCAAAUGGGGAUGGUGUGACCGCAGGCGAAGAAUUGAAAGCAUACCUCGUGGGCAGCUGGGGUAGCGGACAGCGUCUAGACUACGGCACCGGCCAUGAACUUAGCUUCCUUGCUUUUCUAGGCGGGUUGUGGAAGUUGAAUGCAUUCCCCAAUGCCGAGCCUGGGGUCGAAGAAAGAGCUAUUGUUAUCGGGGUCAUCCAGCCAUAUUUGGAACUGGUCAGGAAACUCAUUAAAACAUACACCCUCGAGCCCGCCGGUUCCCACGGUGUCUGGGGGCUUGAUGAUCACUCUUUUGUCCCUUACAUAUUUGGCUCUGCUCAGUAUUCACCUGCAAUCACCGACUCUGAUUUAACGCCGGAAGAGGGCUCGCUGCCGAAUUCUCCUGAUCCGAGUGGCGUUGUCAAAGGUAAUAUUGUUGAAAAGGAACGACAGUCUAACUUGUACUUCUCCGCAAUCGGUUUCAUAUACGAUGUGAAGAAGGGCCCCUUCUGGGAACACAGUCGUAUUCUUUAUGAUAUAUCAGGUAUUCAAACUGGCUGGGGUAAGAUUAAUAAGGGGAUGGUGAAAAUGUACAACGCGGAAGUUCUUUCAAAGUUCCCCGUGGUUCAGCAUUUUCCCUUUGGGAGUCUAUUUAGCUGGGACAAGGAUCCCAAUGCCAUCCCACCUCCCUCCACAGCCCAUGCAACGUCUGGGCCUCAGGCCAGGCCCGUCGCCCCAGAUCUCGGUCAUGCUUCCAUUGCCACUCCUCGUCCGGCACCUGAAUCUGGCACCCAAGCACCUUGGGCCAAUUCAGCAGCGGGCGCGCGAACCAUGCUUCCAAUGAGUGGAACCGCGGCUCCAUGGACUACCACGAGAAGAGAAGGUAUUCCGGGUGGUGCAACAAGGAUCCCUUCUUCUCUCCCGGAUAAUUCAAGGCUACCCUCGGGGCUUAUGGCGCAGACUACAGCUCCUCGGACAUCCUCACAACUUCCACCCACACAGAGUGGUGAUGCUGAAGUGCAUACCAAGGCCCCCUGGGCUAAAUAA
Messenger RNA from Penicillium nucicola, 1455 nucleotides. Its product is annotated as serine/threonine-protein phosphatase 2A activator. Lineage: Eukaryota; Fungi; Ascomycota; Eurotiomycetes; Eurotiales; Aspergillaceae. The coding region runs from base 1 to 1455 and encodes 484 amino acids. The record is from RefSeq and is a predicted model, not a curated record. Gene Ontology annotation, biological process: mitotic spindle organization. The transcript is spliced from 3 exons. Gene Ontology annotation, molecular function: peptidyl-prolyl cis-trans isomerase activity; protein tyrosine phosphatase activator activity. Gene Ontology annotation, cellular component: cytoplasm; protein phosphatase type 2A complex; nucleus.